Trichogramma pretiosum is the source of this 1461-nucleotide messenger RNA. RefSeq names its product fibroblast growth factor 1-like. Lineage: Eukaryota; Metazoa; Arthropoda; Insecta; Hymenoptera; Trichogrammatidae. The record is from RefSeq and is a predicted model, not a curated record. The transcript has 5 exons. Gene Ontology annotation, molecular function: fibroblast growth factor receptor binding; growth factor activity. Gene Ontology annotation, cellular component: cytoplasm. Gene Ontology annotation, biological process: positive regulation of cell population proliferation; cell differentiation; positive regulation of gene expression. The coding region runs from base 246 to 893 and encodes 215 amino acids.
CAUACAUGUUUACCACGUAUAUGAGAAAGGCUCCGCUGUUCUUUUGAUCCGACCGACGCGCGGGCAUUGCAGUUGCACAGCUCGAGCCGAGUGGAUCGCGCAUGACGCUUGGCCAGGUAAUUUAUUUGAAACAGUGACAGGCCGCAAUAUUGCUGCUUCAUUUUGUGCUAUAAAUAUUGAAUAUUUAGAAGUCAAAACUAAAUGUUAAUUGUUAAUUAAAAGGCUCAGCGCAGCAGUGAACAGCGAUGCCAAGUUUGCGCUGGAUCCACGAGAAUCUCGAGCCACCAAACGUCGAAGAAGAGAGCAGUGACAUAGACGACAGUUGCAGUAGCGACGACAGCUUCGAAGGAAACAAUAACAGAGACGAUAAAACGGAGGCCAAAAGCCAGCUGAGCAGAGUUUUACCCAACGCUUCACUCGAUAACUAUCAAAAUGGCAACCCAGCAGUAGUAGCGUCGAGUCACGCGUCGAUACCUUGGUCACUCGUUCAUUCGAAGGUCGGACAGAAGCCGCUGCAACUGAAGCUACUCGCUCGAACGGGAUACUGCGUCGGCAUCGAUUCAUUGGGACGAGUCGCUGGAGUUGACGCCGACGACAACCACGCCCGCCUCUUCGUGCGAGCAGUGGCUGACGGAAUCGUACGCUUGCAGAGCGCAGAAACCGGUCGUUAUUUGGCAUUCAAUUCCACGGGCCGUUUGUACGGUGAGCUCAACAUGAACAACGACAGCAACGAGUGGGAACAAUGGAGUAUCGGUAAUUACAGCGCGUUUCGCUCGCACCGAUACGCCGAGCUCGACUGGUGGCUCGCCAUCAAGAGGAACGGCCGACAGCUGCCUGGACCAAAGUCAUUGAAAGGACACACGACUGCACAAUUUUUGCCCAUUGUUUUAUAGAGUCAGCGAGCGAUGGAGCAGUUUUUGGGCUUAUGAUGAUCACACCGCGAGCUUGCACAUUUCAACCUGACAUUUCAUUUGGUUUUCAUUUGCAACAUUACUGUUUAGUAUCCAAGAUUUUGAAAUCAAAACCCCUUUUACGCUCAUUUGACUAAAAUUGAAACAAUGAGAUUCAGACGAGUAAUAAUUUGUUUUUUCAAAUUUGAAAUUUGAAGUUGUCAUCAAAGGGCGAAAAUGUACAAUACCAUACGAUUUACAAAAUUAUGAGACACAUGAGAUUUGAUUGCUGGAUCAAAGAUUACAUUUUCAUUAGUUUUUUGAAUGGAUAUUAACAAUUUUUCUUUUAGUAAGAUCGUAUAGUUUAUUAGAUACAAGGAACAUCCCAUUAUGUGUUGUUAUGAUAUCGGAGUUGCCGGGACAACAACAUUCGAUAUACGAGAGUAGUAGUUUAUGAACUAACCGCUAGGUGGUGAUCUUGCCGAAAGCUCACCACGCAUAAACAAACUAUGUCUGAAAAUAGUUAAGAGUGUAAGUGAGUGACGCCUUGUGUUUUUUAGUUGUUUGAUAU